Messenger RNA from Penicillium canescens, 1686 nucleotides. RefSeq names its product fatty acid desaturase. The transcript is spliced from 2 exons. Gene Ontology annotation, cellular component: membrane. Bases 1 to 1686 code for a protein of 561 amino acids. NCBI's taxonomy places the organism in Eukaryota, Fungi, Ascomycota, Eurotiomycetes, Eurotiales, Aspergillaceae. Gene Ontology annotation, biological process: lipid metabolic process. Gene Ontology annotation, molecular function: oxidoreductase activity, acting on paired donors, with oxidation of a pair of donors resulting in the reduction of molecular oxygen to two molecules of water. The record is from RefSeq and is a predicted model, not a curated record.
AUGGCCACCCGAGAGAAGGCCAGUGACAAGGUCUUGUCGAGACGUGAGGUCGAAGGCAUGAUUGCCGAAGACAAGCUGAUCAUCAUCGUCGACGACAAAGUUCUCAGGCUAGAUGCCUGGAUCAAAUUUCACCCGGGAGGCGACAUGGCCAUCAAGCACAUGGUAGGCAAAGAUGCCACCGACGAAGUGAACGCCCUACAUUCACAGGAAGCACGCCAGCGCAUGAACAAAUUCCAAAUCGGCCGCAUCGAAGGAAGAUGGACCAACUUCAUGCCUCCAAUCCAAGGCGGUCGUUUCCGCCCAUACCAUAAAACAGACGCAAACGAGACUGAAUACUUGGUGAACUCCGAGCUAUCAAUCGAAGAGAUCUCAGCACCCCCGUCUCCAAUCUUCGAGACUGAAGAAGACGCCUUCGGCCUACGCCGCAGACUAUCCGUCUCAACCAUGUCCUCAGUAUUCAGCGCAAUCCCGCCCCCAGCAACAGAAGACAAACCCCGAGGCUACGUGAUCGACGCCCGAACCCAAGAAGAAAUCGACCUAGAUCUCUCCAAAUACCCACCCCUGGACGCAAAGCACCAAGAAAACAUCACACAGAAAUACCGCCAGCUAAACGAGCGUAUUCGCGCAGCCGGUCUCUACAACUGCAACUACUCAGCCUAUGCGAUCGAAAUAACCCGCUACACCCUCUUCUUCAGCCUAUUCCUCUUCUUCCUAGGCAAAUCUUGGUUCUGCCUCUCAGCCUUCUUCCUCGGCUGUUUCUGGCACCAACUCGUCUUCUCCGCCCACGAUGCCGGACACAUGGGCAUCACACACGACUACCAAGUCGACACGGUGAUCGGAAUGAUAAUCGCCGAUUACCUGGGAGGAUUGAGUCUGGGCUGGUGGAAACGAAGCCACAAUGUCCACCACAUCGUGACGAAUGCGCCAGAGCACGAUCCCGAUAUCGAGCUCAUGCCCUUCUUCGCGCUGUCGCAUCGCUUUUUCGGUAGUUUGCGCAGUACAUACUACGAUCGGAUUAUGGAAUACGAUGCCUUUGCCAAGAUCACGGUCAAAUAUCAACAUUACAUGUACUACCCGAUCCUCCUCUUCGGCCGCUUCAACCUCUACUUCUUGAGCUGGGAACAUAUCAUCUGCGGUCUCGGUCCGAAGCACGGUGCUGGAUGGUGGCAUCGCUGGUUCGAACUAGCUGGCCAGGUUUUCUUCUGGAGUUGGUUUGGGUACGGUAUUGUCUGGUGCAGUAUUCCCAGUUGGUGGAGUCGGGUUGCGUUUGUGCUUAUUUCGCAUAUGGUGACUGCGCCGUUGCAUGUGCAGAUUACGCUUUCGCAUUAUGCUAUGUCGACUGCUGAUCUUGGGCCUUUGGAGUCGUUUCCUCAGAGGAUGCUGCGCACGACUAUGGAUGUUGAUUGUCCGACUUGGUUGGAUUGGUUUCAUGGGGGUCUUCAGUUCCAGGCGAUUCAUCAUUUGUAUCCCCGGAUUCCGAGACACAAUUUGCGCAGGACUCAGGAGUUUGUUAAGGAGUUUUGUGAGGAGGUUGAUAUUCCUUAUGCUGUUUUUACCUUCUAUGAUGGUAAUAAGGAGGUUAUUGGUCGUUUGGGGGAUGUUGCUAAGCAGGCGAAGAUGCUGGAGGAGUGUCGGAAGGCGUGUGCGGAGCAGGGUGUGUUUGCUGAUCACCAUCAUUCGCAUUGA